Messenger RNA from Notothenia coriiceps (black rockcod), 2449 nucleotides. It is a transcript of the gene sec22c, whose product is annotated as SEC22 homolog C, vesicle trafficking protein. NCBI's taxonomy places the organism in Eukaryota, Metazoa, Chordata, Actinopteri, Perciformes, Nototheniidae. The transcript is spliced from 7 exons. Bases 441 to 1352 code for a protein of 303 amino acids. Gene Ontology annotation, biological process: endoplasmic reticulum to Golgi vesicle-mediated transport. The record is from RefSeq and is a predicted model, not a curated record.
AGCUUUUCUUAAUUUUUGUAUUCAAGGACAUAUAAAUAUAAUAUAUUUUGUAUACUAUAAUCUUCUCAUCAAAGGCAGAAAUAUGAAAUAAUAAUUUUAAAAAAGAUACAUAAAAAAACCCGACUGGUUUUGAAUGUUUGGUCCCUCCCUUGUUUCCGUAGUGCAUUUGUUGUGGUUCUUUUGUAUCCGGAAGAAUAUAUGAAGCUAGCUCGUUUGCUAAUUUAAAUAUAACUUCUUCCGCAUAUGUUAGAACACAUGUUGUAUGUUUAAAUCUCUAUAUUUAGAAAGUACGCAAUUGUAACUUGUAUGUGUAGCUUUUUGCUGGCUUACUACUGCUUUAUAUGAUGCUAUAGCAAGCUAGCCUCCAGGAGCUAAGUCACAAAGUGCAGCAUGAAACCCAUGAUACUGAGGCAGUGUCUUCUCCAUGGACCUAGUGGAUCAUGCCUCUGAUCCUGUUUGCCUUCGUGGUUCGGCUCAGGGAUGGACUCCCCCUGUCGGCCUCCACAGACUUUGAACACUUCCGAGAGCUCCAGGAGAGGAAGCAGCAGCUCAGGACCAUCAGCAAGACCCUGGCCCGAUUCCCUGAGAGAGGGACCGUCAAGGGCCAGGAGCUCAACAUAUUCUUCAUCUCUUCAGAGGGAGUGUCCUACAUGACGGUGUGUCACUGCAGCCUCCCUGUGGCUAAGGCCUUCUGCUUCCUGGAAGACCUGCGCUGGGAGUUCACAACAUGCUUCAAUAGCACUGCUGUUUCCCUGGCAGACAGGCCAUAUCCAUUUUUGGAAUUUGACAGCACCAUUCAGAAGCUGAAGCAGCAGUACAACCAGAGCGGGGGUCCGGCGCUGGAGGUGACGUUGGCAGAGGUCCAGGGGGAUCUGAUCAUCCAUCCACCGCAAGAAAUUAACCUGGAGGAAGUGGACCUCACCAACGGCACUGCUAAUGGACACAUGGAGCAAGGCCCUGCAUCAGGUCAGAGUGUUAGACUGGAACCAGUGACGGCGCCAGGCAUCCUCUCUCUGGUUCUUAAUAUCGUGUGUGCAUCGUUGAACAUAAUCCGUGGUGUUCACCUCAUAGAGUACACAUUUCAGGAUGAUUAUGAAGGCAUCUGGAACGUUGUGGCGUUUCUGCUGGCGUUUGUCUGUUGUGUGUGUCAGUGCCACCUCUACCUGUUCCACUCCUCUCUGAAGAAACACAAGUCCUUCGCUCUGCUGAGUGUGAUCGUCCUAUGCAACCUCUACCUGCUCGGCCUGAGGAACCCGUGGCAGCUGCUCUUCCACAUCUCAGUGGCCUGCAUCUCCACCCUCCUCAUCCUCCGCCGCAAACUCAUAGACAGAAGCAAUGACUGUGGAGUCUGAGGAUGAGAGGACAUUUUACUACGUUGCAGCGCGCACAGCUUGAGGUAUGAAGAGGGGCUGUGUCAUAACGGACAAUUAUAACUACAAGUUGGUAUUUUCUUCUAUACAUUAUGUACUUGCACUUUGUGUACAUUUGUUUUCAAGAGAAUGAAAGUGACUAUUUCUGGAACUUUAAAAUGAUCUGCAAAAGCUUGGAGGUUUUAGAAAACAAAAUGUUUGUGCCAUCCUGUUCCAAAAAUGUUUUUUAGGAAAGUUGUUUGUGUCAGAAUUGCUGACCAAAGUUUUUCAUGAAGAUACAAUCCAGUCCUACUUGCUAUUUUUAAGCAUUUCAGCUCUCGUACUGCUCAGUAUUAUUUCUGCUUUACAGGCUUCGAUUAUCUCUGUGUAAUCAGUUUACAUCGCUGAGUGACAGUUGGUGAUUGUAACACAUGUUAGUUAGUAGUGAUAUAUCUGCUUUGGUAAUGGUGGGUUUCAUUUGAGGUCAGAAACAGUCGGGUAACGCGGACAAUGCAGCUUUUUUUAAAUGUAUUUUGCAUUAUUUAAUCAUUAGGCUUCAGUAAAACCCUAAUGCAGAGGUGUAAUUAUUAAUCUGGGGGUUGUUUCGCUCCUUAUUGUAUGAAAAAUAUUGUUUUAUUUUGUUUGAUUGUGUUGUCUUAUACACCGGCAAGUGCUCAGCUAGUCAUUGCAAAGGAUCAAAUGUAAGGGCUCCGUUAUUUAAUGACUCCAUUCAAUACUGAGGGAAUAUAAGUGUUAUAUUAAUUCUGUUUAAGGCAUGUUAUAUUAAGUGAUAUUUAAGAGACAUUUAUCACAUCAACUACAUUUUUGUACGAUCAAAGCAGAUUCUUUUUUCUACUGAUCUCGCCAUUUUUAAAUUGUAAAAACUGCGGGUAUAAAUAUGAAGGCACUGAUUUUAUGGGUAAAAUUGUUUUGAAAUGAGUUGGAGUUUAUUUAUUUGGACUGCACUAUUAGGCUAAGAUUAGUUUUGCGUUGGUUACGGCGAUUAUUCUUGAAUGUGCUGCAUAUCGGGUUCAGCUUUUUAUAUCCUGAUUUAUGUUUAUUGUAUGUAGCUCUCAGAUUCCUAUAAACAUAUCAAAUCA